AUGAGUCCGUUGACAGUUGGUAUCGUUGGCACAGGCAUUUUUGCCAGAGAAUCACAUCUUCCCGCGUAUCAAGCGCUGCCAGAAAGCUUUCAAGUUGUAGCAGCUUUUAAUCGAACCAAGAGCAAGGCUGAAGCGUUUGCAGAAGAUGCUGGGAUUGCCAAGGACAAGGUUUACGAUAGUCUGGACGAAAUUCUGGCUGAUGAGUCGAUCUCAAUGGUGGAUGCACUGCUUCCAGUCCAAUUUAACGCCCAGACCGUGGAGAAAUGCAUAGCGGCCAAAAAACCGGUUAUUUUGGAAAAACCAAUUGCAGCUACCAUUGCAGAGGCCAGAAAACUCGUACAAUUGGCGAACUCGACCACCUUACCAAUUGCAAUCGCAGAAAACUGGCUCUAUUUGAACGCUGCCGAUGCCAUGAAAGAGCAUCUGGCAGAUAUUGGCCCUGUCGUCUCCUUCACUUACAACUCGACAGGUGCCUUCGUGAAGCACAAUAAGUACCUGGCCACUACUUGGAGACAGAAACCUGAGCACAUCGGUGGAUUCUUGUCCGAUGGUGGUGUGCACCAGUUGGCCCUUCUCACUGAGGUUUUGGGCGAAGUCGACUCCGUAAGCGCCUUCACGAAGCAGGUUCGUGAACAGUCGGGUACAGACGACGUGGUAUUCUCCACGAUGAAAAUGAAGGAAAGCGAUUUGAUUGGAACGUUCACAUACGGGUCUGCUUUUGGCUCUUGCGAGAAAUCGAUCUACUUCAAGGUCUACGGGCUCAAUGGUGCGGUGACCUUGAAUCUUUCCGACAAGAAAAACCCCUUCAUUACCAAGACCGUUGGCGACUCUGCUGAAGCCAAUGGCGAUGUGCAGACAAUUCCUAUCGAAGAGCACCCUUCAUUCGGCAUCCAGGAAGAGUUUCUAAAUUUCCACGAGGCCGUUGUUAAGAAGGAGAAGAGAAUCAUUAGAGGCUCUCCAACGGUCGCUUUCCACCAUCUGGCUUGUGUUGCUGCAUUCUUGGAAUCUUCUGCCAAUAACGGUUCCAACGUCGUUGUUGAGCAGCCAUGA
Molecule: messenger RNA, 1050 nt
Organism: Lachancea meyersii CBS 8951
Lineage: Eukaryota; Fungi; Ascomycota; Saccharomycetes; Saccharomycetales; Saccharomycetaceae
Source: the annotation of a GenBank genome assembly